CCCUUGCCCUCCUCUCUCUCUUCCUCCCUCCUCGCCGUCCCCCCCGUCGCCCACACCCCGCUCGCCGCUGCACACAGUCACCGCGCCCACACGCUCCACAGCACAGCACAGGCUUGCUCUCGCCGCCUCUCCCCGAUGCGCGAAUCAAACUUUGCGUUCCCCGCCCAGAACAGGGCGUCGGUCUGCAUCUCCAGCCAGCUCUAUGACAGACGAGCGCUCGACACCAACUCGUCGCUGCCGCUGUUCAACUCGCUCACCCACCUCACCUACCUCACCGCGACCUCCCCCCGAAUACGCGAGAUCAUGACCAUGGACGGCGGCCUAGAGCGCCUCGUUCGCCUCCUCCACGACUUCUGCCUCUCCCCGCCGCCCCCGGAAAACCCCGCCGUCCUCUACGGCCUCCUCCCCCCCGCCCACCGCGCCCCGCGCCUAGCCCCGGCCCUCAACCCCAAGGUCUUCGACAAGCACGCCGCCUACCGCUUCUCCCUUGCCUUCCAGUGCGUCGUUAACAUCGGCGUCCGCGGCAGCGAGCCCAUCCGCAGCCGCGUCGUCCAGGCCGGCACACUCGACGUCGUCGGCUGCAUCCUCGAGGCCUGGCUCGCGAACAAGGGCUUCGCAGUCGGACCCAGCUCCAGCGCGUCCGGCAUGCCCAGGGAGUCGCGCGAGCAGCGUGUCGCCCGCAGGCUCGCGCAGGCAGAGCAGCGCUCGCGGGAGCAGGCGGCUGAGCUC
Messenger RNA from Heterobasidion irregulare TC 32-1, 729 nucleotides. RefSeq lists its product as uncharacterized. Gene Ontology annotation, cellular component: MUB1-RAD6-UBR2 ubiquitin ligase complex. Lineage: Eukaryota; Fungi; Basidiomycota; Agaricomycetes; Russulales; Bondarzewiaceae. The annotation marks the transcript as partial. The transcript is spliced from 2 exons. Gene Ontology annotation, biological process: ubiquitin-dependent protein catabolic process; establishment or maintenance of cell polarity. The record is from RefSeq and is a predicted model, not a curated record.